AUGAAGGAAAUAGUACAAGCGAUCAUUUUUCGGUUACAGCAAGUGCUGUGGACUAUAGUGACCGUUAUAAGUCUGAUAAAGGAUCGCAUAACUUAUGACUGGGAUGAACGAUAUAUCCAGACAAAGACAGUCCGUCUUCACUAUGUUCAAACGGGUGGUGACGAUAAACCAUUGCUCCUGAUGUUACACGGUUUUCCCGAAUUUUGGUACUCAUGGAGAUAUCAACUCAAGCAUUUUGCUGACAAAUAUCGAUGCAUAGCGCUAGACCAACGAGGUUACAAUCUCUCUGGCAAACCAAUCCAUACCGAAGACUAUCACAUAGAUUAUCUCAUCGAUGAUAUUCGAGAAGUUGUAGAAGGGCUAGGUUACAAGAAAUGCUUUCUAAUGGGACAUGAUUGGGGAGCAAUAGUUGCAUGGCAGUUCGCAUUGGUCUACCCUGAGCUUGUUGAGAAGCUUGUCAUUCUCAAUGUUCCUCAUCCACUGGCCUUCCCAGCGACUAAUUUCGAGCAAAUGCGAAAGAGUUGGUAUGUUUUCUUUUUCCAAACACCUAUGCUGCCAGAGAUGGCUGUACGAAGUCGCGAUCUACACAUGUUCGAUUUAUAUUUUCGCGCCAGACACGCAGGAAUUCGAAAUAAAGAAAAUUUUACAGAUGAAGAUUUGGAAGCUUUCAAGCAUGUGUUCAGCCAGGAAGGCGCCCUUACCGGACCAAUCAACUACUAUCGUAACAUUACAAAACGUGUGUUACAGCCGGGACAGAGAAUCUGCAAGCCACCAACACUUAUCGUUUGGGGUGACCAGGAUGCAUUUUUAGUCAAAGAAGGCGCAACAAACAGCUUGAAGUUCUGCGAAAAUGGUCACUUAAUAUUCCUCAAAGGCACAUCGCAUUGGGUCAUGCAAGAUGAGCCAGAAAAAGUCAAUCGAUACGUGGAAGAGUUCCUCAGUGGCUCUGGCAAGUCCAAGAAGUGCCUCCUGACUUGAAUCCUUCACCCUGGUUGUCCUGCUUUAUAUGAACAAACAUUAAUGACCAGAAUCUUUAUUAUGUAAUUAUAAAAUAAAGAAAGGGGAAGGGAAACCGCU
Molecule: messenger RNA, 1077 nt
Organism: Cylicocyclus nassatus
Lineage: Eukaryota; Metazoa; Nematoda; Chromadorea; Rhabditida; Strongylidae
Source: the annotation of a GenBank genome assembly